AUGGCAUCGCUAUCCAGAAUUCAAAAACUCGCCCUCAUAAGUUUGGGUGCUGUCGGAGGCGGUUUAGCAUAUUACAGAAUAAAUAGUGAUUCUAAGGAAAAAAGGUUCAACGCUUUCAACUCAUGGACGACGAAUUUUACUCCUAGCGUGCAGUGGGAUAAAAAUUGGGACCACCGGGAACCAGAAUGCUUGGUAAAACCAAUUAAGCAUGGACUGGAAGAAGAUGACAACAAGUAUAAUGAGAAGCUGGAGAAAGCGAAGAGCAGGGCUGUGAGGCACUUGUUCCUCAUCAGACAUGGACAGUACAAUGUCGAUGGAGCCAAGGAUAAGGACAGGACUCUUACGGACUUAGGAAGACUGCAAGCGGACUUCACGGGCCAAAGACUGGCUCUGUUAGACAUAAAAUGGGACUUACUAGUCCAGUCCACAAUGACACGGGCUCAAGAAACAGGCAACAUCAUAGCCAAACACCUGGACAAGGAUAUUGAAGUGAGGGACUGUCAGCUCAUUGAAGAAGGAGCCCCAAUACCUCCGGAACCACCCGUUGGACAUUGGAGACCAGAGCCAAAACAGUUCUUUCAGGACAGUGCGCGGAUAGAGGCAGGGUUCCGUCGGUACUUCUACAGAGCGCCGCCUGAGCAGACCGAAGACACCUACACCUUGCUGGUCUGUCACGCAAAUGUGAUCCGCUAUUUUGUUUGCAAGGCACUCCAAUUCCCACCUGAAGGUUGGCUGCGGUUAUCACUGAACCACGCUUCCAUCACAUGGUUAUCCAUAAUGCCUAAUGGCAACGUAGUCCUGCGAUGCUUGUCUGAUACAGGCCACAUGGACCCUAAGUACAUCACUAGCCGUAAUAGCGGUUCAAAACGGAAGGUCAAGAAACAAGGUAAGGAGAACAAAGGGGUAAAAAACAACUAA
Messenger RNA from Spodoptera littoralis (African cotton leafworm), 918 nucleotides. Lineage: Eukaryota; Metazoa; Arthropoda; Insecta; Lepidoptera; Noctuidae. The record is from the annotation of a GenBank genome assembly.